This is a messenger RNA of Microdochium trichocladiopsis, 849 nucleotides long. Its product is annotated as heterokaryon incompatibility protein-domain-containing protein. The record is from RefSeq and is a predicted model, not a curated record. The transcript has a single exon. NCBI's taxonomy places the organism in Eukaryota, Fungi, Ascomycota, Sordariomycetes, Xylariales, Microdochiaceae. The annotation marks the transcript as partial.
AUGUGGCUCAUUGACAACACUACCCUCCAUCUCCGGUUCGUCGACGAUGAAACGGUCGAGAGGUACGCCAUCCUCUCCCAUACGUGGGAGGACGGGCAGGAGGUCACCUUCCAAGACAUGGCGCCAGACGCGCAGGCCCGUGUCGCCCAUAAGCGCGGCUAUGCAAAGAUCCGCGAGACGUGCCGCCUGGCGCGGGCCGACGGGCUGCGGUACUCGUGGGUCGACACGUGCUGCAUAGACAAGAGCUCAGACUCCAACUUGUCCGCGGCCAUCAACUCCAUGUACCGUUGGUAUGCCGCCGCAGAGGUGUGCUACGUGUUCGUCGCCGACCUCCAGCUCAACCUGGGACCGCAGCUGCUCGACAUGAGGCUGCCCCAGUGUCGAUACUUCACCCGGGGCUGGACGCUCCAGGAGCUGAUUGCGCCUGCGCGGAUCAAGUUCUUCGACUCUGCCUGGAGGUCCUGCGGCAGCAAGGACGAUGAGGCGAUGCUGCAGCGCCUGUCUCGGAUCACAAACAUCCCUACUGCCGUCCUCCGCAGCCCGGACGAGUACCUCUCGCAAGUCCCAGUGGCGCAAAAGAUGUCUUGGGCAGCUAAGCGACAAACCACGGUGCCCGAGGACGCCGCCUACAGUCUACUCGGCAUCUUCGACAUCAGCAUGCCCAUGAUAUAUGGCGAAGGGGGUCCCAGGGCCUUUCUACGCCUGCAGCAAGAGAUCAUGAAAGAGACACGGGACUUUUCCCUCCUCGCUUGGGAAGUCGAAGAUAACGGAUCUUUCCAGCCUCAUGGAGUCUUUGCCAAGUCCCCAGCGGCGUUUCAGGGCAGUGCAAAGAUUGCCCCCUCGGACAAU